Messenger RNA from Colletotrichum godetiae, 1356 nucleotides. Its product is annotated as riboflavin transporter MCH5. Lineage: Eukaryota; Fungi; Ascomycota; Sordariomycetes; Glomerellales; Glomerellaceae. Gene Ontology annotation, molecular function: transmembrane transporter activity. Gene Ontology annotation, biological process: transmembrane transport. The record is from RefSeq and is a predicted model, not a curated record. The transcript is spliced from 4 exons. Bases 1 to 1356 code for a protein of 451 amino acids. Gene Ontology annotation, cellular component: membrane.
AUGUCUUCUCCAGUGCAAGAACACGAACUGCGUUCUGCGAAGCCAGGUCUCUCAGAGCAACCGUUGCAAGACGGCAAUGCGACCCAACAAGAGCCCCAUCAGCACCAUGUAGUGGACGUUGAGCAUCGGAACUCUGCGUGGGUCUGUGUCCUCGGAUCCUUCCUAUUUCUCAUGCCUUCUUUCGGUUUUAUGCAAUCUUCGGGGGCAAUACAGUCAUUUCUCUUAGAGAAUCAAUUGAGAGACUAUUCCGCCCGAGAUGUUGGUUGGAUUACAGGGGUUUCCAGCUUUCUUACGAUGCUUCUCGGUAUUCAGGCAGGACCACUGAUGGAUGUUUACGGGCCAGGGCUGCUAGGGCCAAUUGCAGCUGGUCUACUCGUUCUAAUGUUCUUCCUACUCGCCGAAUGCGCAAAAUUCUGGCAUUUCAUACUCUGCUUAGGCGUCCUGGGAGGUAUCGGUAAUGCUAUUGCUACAACUGUAGGCAUUGCUGUGAUUGGGAAACUCUUCAAUCGUCGCAAGGGGCUAGCACUCGGUAUCGCCCUGUCUGGCUCCUCUACUGGCGGGAUCAUAUUUCCAUUGGCUCUUCGACAGAUGUUCCCCAUGUGGGGAUGGAAGUGGUCGAUGAGAGUCAUGGGAGUUUUAGCUACCCUUAUCAUGAUCUUAGGCAUUGUUUGCCUCCUUCCUUUCGAGAGACUGAAUGCCAUAGUAGCGAACGAGGGAAUCGCUACUGAAAGGAGUAGAAAGAAGGCUGUGAUGGACUUCUCUGCUUUCAGGUCGGUACCUUUCUCGCUAAUCUGCGGCGCUAUAGCGCUUCUCGAGUUCGUCAUCUUUGGUGCUACGGCAAUACUUCCAACCUUGGUGGCUUUGUCGGAGUUCUCAAUGGAACAUGGCUUCAACAUGCUAGCUAUCCUCAACGGAUUUUCGUCUCUUGGACGUAUUUUUCCAGGGCUGGUAGGGGAUCGCCUUGUACAUUACAAUAUCCUCCUAGUCAUGAUCGUUUUCACAAUUGCCUGCACUGCCGCAUCGCUCACUGCAUUUGGAUCGACCCGGAUCGACGCCUUAUAUGCUUUCUCAGCUCUAUGGGGCUUCGGAACCGGAUCGUUCUUGUCACUUGCGCCUGCCUGCGUGGCUAAAACUUGUGAGCCGAAAGAUUAUGGAAGAUACUAUGGGACGAUGAACUUCGUCAUCAGCUUCUCACUUCUUUUGACGAUGCCUAUUGGCGGUCAGAUGCUAGAAUCUCUUGGAUCUACUGCCUUAUCAGGACUCUAUCUUGCGGUUGUAUUUGCCGGAGGUACACUAGUCUAUGUAGGACGCUCCGUUGUAGUGGGCUCUUGGGCCAAUGUCCGAGAAAGGAUAUAG